AUGGCGGUUUCUCUUUUCUCAGGCAUUUCAGGGGCUACAUUUACGUUAAUAAACCGGUGUGACUACAUAGUAUGGCCUGGAAUACAAGCCAAUGCGGGUAGCACCAGAUUGGCUAGUACCGGGUUUGAACUCCCACCGGGUGGGUCAAAGUCAUUCCAAGCUCCACCAGGCUGGUCUGGGCGGUUAUGGGGCAGAACCGGUUGUUCUUUCGGCAUGAAUACGAGUGAAGGAAGCUGCGCCACCGGUGAUUGCGGUUCCAACCAAGUAGAGUGCAAUGGUGCCGGAGCUACCCCACCGGCAACUUUAGCCGAGUUCACAAUCGGAUCGGGUACUGAUUCCCAUAUCCAGGACUUCUAUGAUGUCAGUUUAGUUGAUGGGUACAACUUGCCAAUGAUUGUUGAAGCAAUUGGAGGGUCCGGUAAUUGCAGCUCAACCGGGUGUGUGACCGACUUGAACAGGAUGUGCCCGAAUGAGUUACGGGUCGGGGAUGGAGGUGCAUGCAAGAGCGCGUGUGAAGCAUUUGGGAGUCCAGAAUACUGCUGCAGCGGCGCGUAUGGUUCACCGUCGACUUGUAGGCCGUCCGUUUACUCGGAGAUUUUUAAAUCGGCGUGUCCGAGAUCAUAUAGCUAUGCCUACGAUGAUGCCACCAGCACCUUUACGUGUUCCGGGGCGGAUUAUACCAUCACAUUUUGCCCUUUAUUAACAAGCCAGAAAUCUUCAAGAGAUUCAUCAUUGCCAAUGACUACAGGAACACCAGAUGGUUCAGGAUCAGGAUCACAAGAAAGCUCAUGGUUACCCAACUCUGUCACCGGGAACUCAUGGAAGAUCGCUUCUCAUUUUGCCAUGCAAUUUACACUGAUUGUUUCUACAAUUCCUCAUAAUCCACUCAUCCAGCAAUCGACAUUCGAUGGGAUGCGCGUCGUUAUUCAAAAAAGUAUAUACGUUUGUCUAAUGAGUUGCUCUGAUAUUUCUGCUUCCAAGGUUUGA
This is a messenger RNA of Ilex paraguariensis (yerba mate), 987 nucleotides long. NCBI's taxonomy places the organism in Eukaryota, Viridiplantae, Streptophyta, Magnoliopsida, Aquifoliales, Aquifoliaceae. The record is from the annotation of a GenBank genome assembly.